GUGUACCCACGAAAUUCAUGCCCCAAGCUCGCUCGUGCCCCACCUAUUGUUUCACGCGUGGCGCCUUACCCCACUUGGAGUAACUUCCAACACCAACCGCAAGAGUGCGCCAGCCUUACCAUCGGUUUCUCUAACUACUCCACGCGCGACACGAGCUUGUUUUGGUACAUGAUACUGCUCCAGCGUCUCGAUAAAUACUCCUCCAUUCCUUCACCUGGUACUCAGCAUGACCUUUCCCUCUAGAACGCUCAUGUAGAUGCGCCCAACAACAUGGCGUCGUCUACCGUCCCCUUCCUGCCAACGAUCCUCCUCGCGGUUGCUAUUCUUGUUGUAACUAAGCUAUGGAGCAACUACCAAUGGCACCGCAAAUACAAGUUCCCUCCCGGACCAAAGGGCGUGCCUUUCUUCGGCAACAUGUUCCAGAUGCCACCGUACCAUCAGGGACCUUGGGCGAAAAAGAUGGCGGAGAAGUAUGGCGAAAUGUUCACCAUCAAGGUCGCCGACAACAACUGGGUCUUCCUCAACAGCUCCCGCGUCGUCAACGACCUGCUCGAAAAGCGGUCCGCUAUCUACUCCUCCCGACCGCCUAUGCCAUACGCGAGCUCUCUGAUGAGCGGGAAUUGUCGUGUCGUGGUUCAACCGUAUGGCCCACAGUGGCGCGCGCUGAGGAAGAUCAUGCACUCAAUACUCAACAUCAAGAACGCGCCUACCUUCGCUCCCUUUCAAGAUCUGGAGAGCAAGCAGUUAGUAUACGAGGUGCUUCAGAAGCCGGACAUGUGGUGGAAAGCGAACCAGCGGUUUGCGAACAGCGUGAUUAUGAGUGUUGUGUUUGGAAAGAGGAUUCCAGAUAAAGAGGAGGGGAACAUCAGGGAGCUGUUCAACACGUCCCAGGAAUUCAUCAUGGCGCUGCAGCCGGGGGCGAAUCUGGUGGAUACGUUUUAUGUGCUGGAUAAGAUCCCCAAGCCGCUGAAAUGGUGGCGGGGAAGAGGCGAGAGGGCGUUUAAGAGGUUGUUGAAGGUGUAUAGUACAGAGGUUGAAGAUUUGAAGAGGAGGAUGAGCGAGGGGAAGUGUCCGCCGUGUUUUGCGACCAAAUUCCUUGACAAUCCCGAGACAGAGAAGUUGGGGCAUGCGCAGAUGCUGUUCGCGCUCGGGUCGCUCAUGGAGGCGGGGAGUGAUACGAGUCGUAUGACCCUAUCUCAAAUCAUCGCAGCUGCUGCGACGGAUAGUAGAUGGGUCAAGAACGCGCAGGAGGAGCUGGAUCGCGUAUGCGGGUAUGCCGCGCGGCUACCCGAAUUCACUGAUCGGCCGAAGCUCCCGUAUCUUAGUGCAGUAGCGAAGGAAGGUUUUCGGUGGCGUCCGUUCGCUGAGAUUGGUAUGCCGCAUAUGUUGAUCAAGGAUGAUGUGUAUGAAGGUAGAUAUCGCUUCCCCGUCGGCACGAUAGUUACGUGGAAUAGCUGGAGCAUCGCGCUUAGCGAGGAUGAACAUCAAGAUCCGCUGCGGUUCUGGCCAGAACGGUGGCUUGAUCCGUUCAUCGAGGGCUUUGGAACUAAGGAGAGGAAAGAAAUCGGUGAGGACGAGGGAGCGCGAAAGGCGCUUGAGGAUCCGUUGAAUGGGCACUGGUCAUUCGGCGCGGGUCGUCGCGUAUGCACCGGCUACCAUGUCGGCGAUACGAAUGUGUGGAUCGCUGCGGCGCGGUUGCUGUACUGCUUCGAUUUCCAAGAGGUUAAGGGCAAGCCAAUCGAUACGAUGAAUAUGAAUGUGGCCGAGCAUCGGGCGGCGCCAUUCGAGGUGCGAAUCAAGGUCAGGAGCAAGCAGCAUAGAGCACUAGUAGAGAGGGUGGGUGGGGAGGUGAUUGGUGUGAGGUAUUAGCGCAAGGACGGGGAACGAGGUAGGGUGCUUUUGAGAUGCAGCGAACUGAGGGACGUUUUGGUUCUGCUGUGCCGCAAGGCUGCAGCGUCUGAGUCAAAUCUGACGUAUCGUGGCCGAGUAUGAGCGAGGGCGAUGGAGGGCGAUGGAGGACUUG
Molecule: messenger RNA, 2023 nt
Organism: Trematosphaeria pertusa
Lineage: Eukaryota; Fungi; Ascomycota; Dothideomycetes; Pleosporales; Trematosphaeriaceae
Product: cytochrome P450
Exons: 4
Coding region: 271-1869 (532 amino acids)
Molecular function (GO): iron ion binding; oxidoreductase activity, acting on paired donors, with incorporation or reduction of molecular oxygen; monooxygenase activity
Source: RefSeq, a predicted model, not a curated record